Calidris pugnax (ruff) is the source of this 3460-nucleotide messenger RNA. RefSeq lists its product as uncharacterized. The record is from RefSeq and is a predicted model, not a curated record. The transcript has 8 exons. Lineage: Eukaryota; Metazoa; Chordata; Aves; Charadriiformes; Scolopacidae. Bases 357 to 3386 code for a protein of 1009 amino acids. Gene Ontology annotation, molecular function: zinc ion binding.
CCCCCGUCUGCUCUGACUGGAAAGUGGCGGUGUCAAUCUCGGUUCUUAUCCAAUCGCCACCGCGUCUCUCUUUGCCCCUCCCCCCACCGGCUGCCAGGUUCCACUUCCCUGGAGUUCUGAGCUCGCUGGGGUCUUCGGCUCCGUUGCUGCGUCCCACAGCCCCCCGGCGGCGGGGGCUGGCUGCCGCUGAACUGGAGGCAGCGGGGCAGCGGGAUGGGGCGGGGGCGCCCGGCCGGACCGCCUGUCAGCCGGGCCCGGGGCAGCGGGACGAGGCGGGGGCGCCCAGCCGGCCCUCCGGCGAGGCGGGCCUGGGGCAGCAGGAGCGGCGGCCUCGGCCUCCCGCCUGCCUGUCGCAGAUGGAGGCCAGCCUGACGUGCGCCGUGUGCCUGUCCCUCUUCGAGGAGCCGGUGACGCUGCCCCUCUGCUCGCACAACUUCUGCCGGGCCUGCGUGCUAGAGUGCCUGGCCUCCGCCUCGGCCGCCCGCCUGCAGCAGCAGCGGGGCCAGGGGCAGGUCCGUCUCUUCCGGGGGGGCCCGGGGCCGGGCGGCGGGGGCGGCGCGGCCGGCGCCCGGGUGUCGUGCCCCCUGUGCAGGAAGCUGUGCCCCCUGCCCCGCGGCGGCGCCGCCGCCCUGCCCGUCAACACCACCUUGGCAGAAGUGGUCAAGCUGUACCGGUCCGGCGCGGCAGGGGCCGGUAAGGCCGGGGAGGCAGAGCAGGGUCCGGGGGCCGGCCUCUUCUGCCCGUCGGCGCUCGGGGGAACCUGCCAGAAGCACCCGAGCCGGCCGGUGCAGCUCUACUGCCGGAUGUGCCGCCAGGCGGGCUGCGGGCAGUGCGUCUCCGAGGAGCACCAGGGCAUCUUCCACUCCGUCAACCUCAUCGACACCGUCUACCAGGAGGAAAAAUUAACUUUCUUCAGCAGUCUGAAAAAAAUGAGAAUAAUAAAUGAGAAGCUGAUGAAUGAAAUCUCGAGUCACCCGCAUGAUGCAGAUGUGGCACUGAACAAUGACGCAGAGAUAAUUGCACUGGAAUUUGGAGAAAUUUUCAAAACUCUGGAAAUGAAGAAACAGCAAUUGCUAGAAGAUGUUGAAAAUCAAAGAAGUAAAAAAGAGAAAGAAUUUCAGAUUUGGAAAAAAGUGAAGGAAAGUCAAAAGAAGGCGAUUGAGAGUUUCUUGAAGGACUGUGAAAAGCUUGUCCAUGAGCGUGAUCCCCAGCGUUUCCUGGAGGUGGCCUGUGGCUUGAAUACAAGAAUGAAAACUCAGCUUGACGUGAUGAAUAUAGCAUCCAGCUAUGAAAAACCACCAGAGUAUACUCAGAAGAAAAUGGACAUCAAACCUGUGGUUAAUGAAAUCCUGGCUUUGAAGUUAAUGCCUGUUAGUGUAGGCAUUGUUAAAGAUUUACCUUCUGGAGGAAAUGAGAACUCAACAAAAAAUACUCCACUUAAAAAUAACACAAAGCAAUGUGAGGACCAGAAGAGCACGCCCAGUGCAUUUCUUCCUGUAGCAGGACAGGAGGAAGCACUAGCAGACGGUAGCAGGAUCUGUACUCGCUUAAUGUCAAUAUCAGAAAUGUCAGCAUUUCAAAACAUGAGUCAUGAGGAGUUACGUUACAAAUACUAUAUGGACCGUCAGAAGAUCAGCAAUGAGUUAAAGACACAAACUUCCCUUGCAAAUAAGAAGCAUAAAUUUGGAACUGCCGAGGCUUUGAAGGAUAAGUCCUCAGGAACUCCCUCUGUAUCUUCGCCUACCAAAGCAAAUAACACGGAUAAAGUUAAAAUGGGAACUCUGCAAAGAGCAAAUGGCUUUGAGAAAAGUUUUUCUGGAACCAGUAAUCACAGCAUCCCAUCCACAAAUGUGAGCUUUUCGGAAGCAAAUGGUGACUUAAAAUUAUUUCCUGAGAGAAGUUCCCAGGAAGUAACCACUCCAGCCUUAUCAGAAAACUCUAAAGACCUAGUAGUUAGAGAAAAAUUGCCAAUGCAGGCGUCGGCAGUUACUGUUUCCAACGAAAUGGACACAAAUUCUAGCACUUCAUCUGGCUUAAAACCAGCAGCAUCAGUUGCUGUUACUGUUUCAAAUUCAGAAUUUCUAGAUGUUUCUGCAGAGAGGCUUUCUGCUUCACCUUUUGCUUUCAGUGCAUGUAGCAACUCAUUACCCAGAUUUAUUAAAGAUGGGCGUACGUUUUCCUUUAAAAAGAAAGACAGGAAAUACGUUUUCCCUCAAUUUUAUCUGGGAAAAUGCGAUCGCGUGGAUAAAACUGAUAAUGAAGAUGAAAGCAAGCUUAGAAAACAUGGUCCUGUAACCAAAACCACAGUUUCUGAUGCUUCAACCAGUCCUAAUUUAGACUCAGCAAAAAGCGAGAAGUCAGAUUUUUUGUUUCCCUUUAGGAAUUCAGAAAGAGAUUGUUUUGCAGGAUUGGGAGUCGGCAAUUCAUCUACAGCUUUACCAUUAUCCUCAUUUUUUAGCCAAUCUGAGAAGCCAUCUGACAAAAAUACAUCGUCUCACGUGAGAGAAAAAACACUUUGUGCAGAGGAAACUGCAGAAUGUGGUACGCAGAGGCCAUCUGUCUCAGGGGAACAAAAACCUAAUGCCUCAGAAUCCAGCACAACUGCAGCUUGCAGUACGUCAGAAACCAACGCUGCAGCUGGGGGGAAUGAUGUCUCCGAGUUCCCCCUUCUCCCCAGAAAUUGUGUAUUUUCCUUCAGAAAUAACUGUUUUCAGUGGCCUUCACCGGUGUUUUCAUUUGGAAGUAUUGUCAGAAAUACUUCCGACUCGCUGACAUCCUCCGUGCUUUUGUCUGGAAAUGGUACUGAAAAAAUGGAAAAAGAGACGAUGAAAUCUCCUGAGAGAACACCUCUCAAUCCAGAGAAGCCUGUUUCUUCAGAGUGUGCAGAACCUGCUUCUAGACACAGUCAUCCAAAAGGUGAAGGCUGCUUCUUUCCCAUGAACUCAUCUAAGCAAACUGAAAGUGCAGCAAUGCUUGCUGAUAGGAAUUCUUGUGGCCAGCCCUUAUGUCCACCUGUCCUGCCGGAGAAAUAUGAUAAUGAACCUUCCACUCACCUUACUGUUACAGCAGCAAAACAAGAAACCAAGGUAAAAGAUGAAGAAAGUGAAACUGUUGCUGAAAAAGGCUGUUCCUGCCCUCAGAGGGCACAUGCCCCCGGGUCUGUGCUGUUGGAGGAUGCAGCUGGUUCCACUCCUGGCACGGGCCAUGGUCCCUCCUUGGGAGGCUCCACGGUUCCGGUGGCUGGGGCGGGAGGGACGGCGAGUGACAACGGGUCCGACACCGAGGAGCUCAGUCACGCGUCCGCCUCCACCGAUACCAGCAGCGCAUCCGAGUACUUCUCUGUUGCUGAAGACAAAACAUCUACUAGAAGAAAAUCGGAGACGUGAAGAGAGAGUGAAAUGGAAGAUAACUUUAUUUAAAUAAGCUGGAAUUAAAUAAAUGCUUCUUAGCACGUUAAAAA